Molecule: messenger RNA, 354 nt
Organism: Entamoeba dispar SAW760
Lineage: Eukaryota; Evosea; Mastigamoebida; Endamoebidae
Exons: 4
Coding region: 1-354 (117 amino acids)
Source: RefSeq, a predicted model, not a curated record
AUGAUAGAUGAAGAAGGAAAGAAAUUAGUAUUUAAUGAAGAAGGGAUUCCAAUAGAAGAUAAAAGAGAAGAUAAAGAAGAAAAUAAAAGAAGAAGGAAUUCUAAUGAAAAUGAAGGGAAAGGGAUUAAACCAAUAAUUACAAAAAAGACAAAAAGAAAUAAACUUAAUAGUCAACAAUAUAGAUUAGUUCAAUUAAGAAAUGAAAAAGGAGAAAUAAUUAGAAUAGUAGAUAAUGAUGAAAUAAUUAAAAAACAUGGAAAUCCAAUAAACAACCAAAAUACAAAUAUCUUAUUAUUGGGAAUAAAAAAAUGUAUUCAUGAAGAUUAUGAUAAAGAUAAAACAUCCUUGUAUUAA